This is a messenger RNA of Sesamum indicum (sesame), 1637 nucleotides long. RefSeq names its product E3 ubiquitin-protein ligase At1g12760. The record is from RefSeq and is a predicted model, not a curated record. Gene Ontology annotation, biological process: protein ubiquitination; ubiquitin-dependent protein catabolic process. Gene Ontology annotation, molecular function: ubiquitin protein ligase activity. Gene Ontology annotation, cellular component: plant-type vacuole. Lineage: Eukaryota; Viridiplantae; Streptophyta; Magnoliopsida; Lamiales; Pedaliaceae.
AGGUGCAUCCCCAACCCAACCUAUUAUUUAUUACUCACAGUUACACUGCUGAUCACUGUCUGUCUCACGCACGCGCUUGAUCUUCUUCGUUUCUCACCGUUGGAUCAACACUUGCCUGAUCCAGAAAGUCACACAGCAAAAGUCUCCUCCGGCGACACUAUGUCCGACAACCGCAACACUCCCCCCGUUGAUACCACGCCGUUACUCGGCCACCAGAUCUUCCGCGCUCGCCGCCCCCGCUUCCUACGCCCCGCUCCUAGCCUCCGCGGCGCCGCUCAAUUCCUCCGCCGCGCCAGCAGCAGGGGCGGCGCGAUGCGAGAGCCUUCCGUCCUCGUGAGAGCAGCGGCGGCUGAGCAAAUUGAAGAACGGCAGAGCGACUGGGCUUACUCUAAGCCGAUAGUGAUUCUAGACCUCGUCUGGAACGUCGCCUUUGUAAUCGUCUCGGUUUCGGUGCUGAUCAUGAGCCGAGAUGAAACUCCUUCUACGCCGUUGAGGCUUUGGAUUGUCGUUUAUGCCCUGCAGUGCGUUCUUCGUGGAGUUUGUGUUUGUACGGAGUAUAAGAAGAGGUAUUCGCGGCAGAAUUUGGUAAGGAGCGACAGAGGUGAGCUGAAUUACAGUCAGAACUACUCGAUUUCGAGCUUCGGAAGCGAUGAUGUGGAGACUGGGGAUCACCGGCAAAGUGAUGAUGAAACUGGCUUUACUAAGCGUCUGGAGUCUGCAACUACUAUCUUCUCAUUCUAUUGGUGGAUAAUUGGGUUCUACUGGGUAUCUGCUGGCGGCCAAAGUUUGCCUAGUGAAUCACCUCAGCUUUAUUGGAUUUCCAUUACAUUUCUGGCAUUCGAUGUGUUCUUUGUUGUCAUUUGCAUAGCUGUGGCUUGUGUGAUUGGACUUGCUGUUUGCUGCUGUCUACCAUGUAUUAUUGCAAUCUUAUAUGCAGUUGCAGAUCAGGAAGGAGCUUCCAAGGAAGACAUUCAGAGAUUACCAAGGUUAAAAUUUAGAAAAAUUUCUGAUUUUGAGAAGCACAAUGGUGAAAGCCAAGGAUCAUUUGGUGGAAUUCUGACGGAAUGCGACACUGACUCGCCCACGGAGCAUGUCCUUCCUCCAGAGGAUGCUGAGUGCUGCAUUUGCCUUUGUGCCUACGACGAUGGAGCUGAACUGCGUGAGCUCCCUUGCAGCCACCAUUUUCACUCCGCCUGCAUAGACAAGUGGCUAGUCAUAAAUGCAAUCUGUCCUCUCUGCAAGUUCAAUAUACUUAAGAAUGGCAACCAAAGUCGUAGAGAAGAAGUAUAAUUGAGCAAGCACCCACCAGCAGCCAUAUGCUCGUGUAGGCAGUCCUGUUGGACCCAGAAGUUCCCGCUUCAAGCAAAAUACAAAAGUGGCCUGUUUGUGUACGUAUCAGAGCCCUUUGUUAUUUUCAUAUAGCGAAUGUGUACGCCGUCCAAUAGUCAUGUGCAGCUUCUUGUUUCUAUGCCACAUAUAGAAUUUCGUAGGAAACCUGAAAGUGUAGGUGAAGCCUUUCGAUUUCUUGGAAGUUCCGAACGAUGUAUUUACAAACUAUUUUGUAAAUUAAGUGACAAGAAUGCAUGCUGCUGAAAUUUUACUGAUGUUAACUGCAGAAUUUCAGUUCAUGGGCUUCA